CGUGCGUUAACCAAAGAUAUUACUAUCUAACGUUAGGCCUAACUUUUGAUAUAUGCAAGGUAAAAAAGAAAGUUAGUUACAAAGCUAAAAUUUGUGAAAAUGAAUAGUGGUAUAAGUAAAUUAUUCGGUUUUCCACGAAGUUCUUUCUAUUUAACAAUUAUCAAUCGACCAUUACGGCAAAACAAGCAAUACGUAUCAAGGCUACCUCAAGUCUCAUUUUCAGUACAUUCAUGUAGAUACUGUAGUACAGAAGUUUUAAAACACCCAGAGGCUUCUGGUGCUGAAAAAAUGUAUCCAGUAAAAAUACAAAAGAUUGUGGAGGAUAUAGCCCAACUUACUCUUAUUGAAGUUGCUGACUUAAAUGAACUUCUUAAGAAAACAUUAAAUAUCCAGGAUACUCCUGUUAUGGCUAUGGGAGCUAUGCCAAUGGGAGGUGUGGCAACUGCCCCUGCAGAGGAAGAAGAGGAGGAAGCACCUAAGACGGCCCAAACAUCUUUUAAAGUUAAACUAGUGAAAUUCAAUGAUUCUAAGAAAGUUGCUCUGAUCAAAGAAAUAAAAAACAUCUUAGAAGGAAUGAAUCUUGUGCAGGCUAAAAAAUUUGUUGAAAGUGCACCUAUAGUGGUUAAAGCAGAUAUUCCGAAAGAUGAAGCCGAGAAACUGAAGGAAGCCCUAGAGGCAGUAGGUGCAACCUGUGAGGUAGAAUAAAAAAAAUCGGCAGAUGGAAACGAAAGGAAAAUGUGUUAAUACAGAAACAGUAGUGUUAGGAAGUGACUUCUAUUAUCAUUAAAAAUGCCAUUUCAAGUAAGAUAAUUAUGUGCUGGUUUCUUCUGUGCAGAAACAACUUUAAUACCAAGUGAAAUAGGUAUGGAAUAUUUUGAAGCACGUGUAUUAUACAUUACUUACACUGUAGAAAGCUUCAUGCAUUUGUCUGCCACAUCAUACAAAAAGUGUAAUGGCUAAUAUCUGUUUUUUGUUAGUAUAGAAUAAAUUUCUUUUUCAAA
Molecule: messenger RNA, 1001 nt
Organism: Limulus polyphemus (Atlantic horseshoe crab)
Lineage: Eukaryota; Metazoa; Arthropoda; Merostomata; Xiphosura; Limulidae
Gene: mRpL12
Product: 39S ribosomal protein L12, mitochondrial-like
Exons: 5
Coding region: 100-705 (201 amino acids)
Biological process (GO): mitochondrial transcription; translation
Cellular component (GO): ribosome; mitochondrial large ribosomal subunit
Molecular function (GO): structural constituent of ribosome
Source: RefSeq, a predicted model, not a curated record